UAAUAAAUACUAGCAAUAGCAUGAACAAAAGUUUGCUGCGAAAGACCAAAAUGAAUAGCGCAUCAAAUCUAAAAGCGCGGCUCCUCUUUGUUUUAGCCAUAACUUUUGUUGGCAACUCAAGACUAGCUGCAGGAAGUAAUCAGAACGCUGGAAGAAAACUUGAUGAAAUUCCCGGUUUCAUUACCAUUGAUUGUGGCGGCAAUGAGGAUUACAUUGAUGAGGAAACCAAAAUCCCUUACAUGUCAGAUAAAGAAUUGAUAGACACUGGAAUAGUUAAGGCGGUAUCCCCUGAUUCACUUGGAAAUCUUCAACAGUACGCCAAGAACUUGAGAAGUUUUCCCAAUGGCACAAGGAAUUGUUACACCCUGAGACCAGAGCAAGGCAAAAACAAUAAUUAUUUGAUCAGGGCAAGAUUCGUAUAUGGGAAUUACGAUGGUGAAAACCAGGAACCAAUAUUCGACCUACAUCUUGGGGUUAAUGAAUGGACAACAGUAAAUUUAACAGAAAUUAGACCAUUUGGUGAUUAUUAUGACAUCAUUCAUGUUCCCUUGACGGAUUACAUAGAUGUGUGUCUAGUAAAUACUGGUCAUGGGGUGCCCUUUAUUUCAGCAUUGGAACUGCGGCAUUUGGACAAUUCCAUUUAUCAAACUCAUGGCAGGGCACUUACAAAAAUAAGGGGAUAUGACAUUGGCAGGAACUUUUCUGACUUUAGCAUCAGGUAUCCAAAUGAUACCUAUGAUCGCAGUUGGAAACCUGUACUAUUUGAUUGGAUCCCAAUUACAACAGGCUCAACCAUUUACAGUGAGAGCAGUGAGAAUCCUUAUAAUUUACCAGAAGUAGUAUUGAGGACUGCUGCCAAAACACAGAACUCAAGCUUGCCCUUGAGCUUAUACUGGAGUCCUCCAGAUUCUAUUUCAAAAUGCUAUGUUUACUUUCACUUUGUUGAGAUUGAGAAGCAUGAAGCUGGCCAGCAGAGGGAAUUGAAAAUUGAUUUGAACGGUGAGCGCUACCUGACAGAAUCUGUUAAACUGGAUUACCUAAAACCACAAACCAUAGCCCAAAACGAACCACCAAUUAGUGGAGAGCGGAUUCACUUUUCAAUAUCUGCAGCUGAGGGAACUAAGCUUCCUCCAAUCCUCAAUGCUCUUGAGAUUUUUGUGUUGAAAGAUCUCCCAAAUAAACCAACUGCCAUAGAUGAUGUUGAGGCUAUCACAGACAUCAAGAAACUUUACAAUGUGACUAGAAACUGGCAAGGCGAUCCAUGUGUCCCAAGUGAAUACUCUUGGGAUGGUUUGAACUGCAGUGGUGACAAUCAUCCAAGGAUCAUCUCACUGAACUUGAGCUCAAGCAAUUUGACAGGGGAGAUUGCAACUUCGUUCUCCAAUCUCAAGGCAAUGCAGUCCUUGGAUUUAUCAUACAAUGACUUAACUGGGCCACUGCCAGAAUUUUUGUCAGAACUACCGAAUUUGAACACCCUUAUUUUAAGUGGGAACAACCUCACAGGUUCAGUUCCUGAGGCUCUUCUGCAGAAAUUUAGGGAUGGGAAAUUGGCCUUGAGUGUUGGCGAAAAUCCAGAUCUUUGUCCGUCAGUUCCAUGCAAGAGAAAGAAGAAAAAGGAGGUUGUUGUUCCAAUUGUUGCAUCAUCUAUAGCAGCAGUCCUGGCCCUUCUCUUCAUCUUUAGUGCUUUGGUUAUCUAUAGAAGGAAAAGAAAAGGAGAUAUGGUUACCAAAUCCAACAUCAAAUCAAAGAAUCAACAGUAUAGCUACUCAGAAGUUGUGAGCAUAACUAAUAACUUUAAAACCAUCAUUGGAGGAGGAGGAUUUGGAAAAGUGUACCUUGGCAAACUGAAAGAUGAAACUCAAGUUGCUGUUAAGUUGCUCUCUGCUUCUUCAAACCAAGGCUAUAAGGAAUUUCGAGCAGAGGCACAACUUUUAAUGAUAGUUCAUCAUAAAAACUUGGUUUCUCUUGUUGGAUACUGUGAUGAGGGUGCAAAAAAGGCACUCAUAUAUGAGUAUAUGGCUAAUGGCAAUUUGCUCCAGCAUUUAUCAGUGACGAACACAAAUGUAUUAACUUGGAACGAGAGAAUUCAUAUUGCAGUGGAUGCAGCACAUGGGUUGGAGUAUCUACAUAAUGGUUGCAAGCCACCUAUAAUCCAUAGAGAUUUGAAGCCCUCCAACAUUUUAUUAAAUGAACACAUGCAAGCCAAGAUAGCUGAUUUUGGGCUGUCUAGAGCCUUUGCAACUGAAAAUGACUCUCAUGUGUCAACUCGCCCAGCUGGUACAUUAGGAUACGUUGAUCCUGAAUUUCAAUCAUCUGGAAACUUUAAUAAGAAAAGCGAUGUCUAUAGCUUUGGGAUUAUUUUGUUUGAGCUAAUCACUGGCCGCACUGCAAUAGUACGAGGCCCUGUGAGAAACAAUCACAUACUUGACUGGGUUAAUCCUUUGAUUGAAAGGGGUGAUGUUCAAAACAUUAUUGAUCCAAGAUUAGAAGGAGAAUUCAAUAGUACUUCUGCCUGGAAAGCUAUAGAGAUAGCCAUGUCAUGCAUACCAUCAUAUGCUAUCCAAAGGCCAGACAUGAGUUAUGUGUUGGCAGAACUUAAAGAAUGUUUAGCUCUGGAGAUGGCUCAUGAAAGAACUCAAAGGAUGGCAACUGAGGGCAAUUUAACAACUUCAAACAUUCCAUUUAAAAUAACCCAUUUGAAGUAUGAAUCAGAUAUUGUGCCCCAUAGUAGGUAGAAUUUUAUUUUUGAAUAUUUGAUAGUUGGGGAGGGGGCAUUAGAACUUGGACAUUUUCGUUGAAAACACUAGAAAGUGUCAAUAGAGUUCUAAAGCUUGUGACCCAUAUUAGGUAGUCAUCAAAUAAAAGACUAGUGGUCAGUUGUUCUUUGUAUGCUAUAUGACAAGUUUGCAUUAGUAUUUGACGAACUUUCCUAUAUCCUUGUUUUGUCUCUUGUUCAAUGAAAGUAUGAGCGUGUAUUAUAACUUGUUUCAUAUAUUUUCUAAUGGACAAGUAAAUUAUAAUUAUGCAUAA
This is a messenger RNA of Quercus robur (English oak), 3030 nucleotides long. Its product is annotated as putative leucine-rich repeat receptor-like serine/threonine-protein kinase At2g19230. Lineage: Eukaryota; Viridiplantae; Streptophyta; Magnoliopsida; Fagales; Fagaceae. Gene Ontology annotation, biological process: protein phosphorylation. The transcript is spliced from 13 exons. Gene Ontology annotation, molecular function: ATP binding; protein binding; protein kinase activity. The record is from RefSeq and is a predicted model, not a curated record. The coding region runs from base 21 to 2735 and encodes 904 amino acids.